UGGAGGAGGCGCUCGGAGGAAAAUGUGAUCUGGUGAAGUGCGAGCGCACGCGCGCUAACGCAAAACCCCCCGAACAGCUCGCGCGCUCUGCGGGACGCUCGGGGACGCGUCAUGUUUUCAAAAAAAGCGCUCUGUUGUUUUUCUCUCUCUCUCCGUCUCUCUUUUUCUUCUCAUCUCUACGCUUUGAUGUGCGCGUGUGACGUAAAAAAGCUUACGUGUGUGUACACCGACGGAACGACAGCGAGACGCUCGAGACAUCCCGCGCUAUAUAUAAUCUCGCGCUAACGCAAAUACUUCUUCGUUUCUCCGUUAUUAGUUCUUUUCCUUCCGCUGUGCAUUGAACACUGGAACUUUCUCCUUUUUCUCUGUCGUUUAAUUCCUUUUUUUGUUUGUUUGUUUGUUUUGUUUUUCCUUUUUCUCACGCGGCUUUUUUUAUUGUAUUAUUAUUACCGCUGCAUUACCAUGAUUUAAAAAUCCAGAUUGUCUUAAAUAAGGAAAACAAACAUGUUUCCUGAAAUCAACAACAACAACAACAAGUCAGGCAGACCGGAAGCUUUUCCUCACCCUCAGAGAUCUCAAGCUGAGAGCACACGCCUGGGGUCCAACCGCAACUUUUCUCAGAAGUGUGGCACAGGAACCGGGACUCUACCUCAACUCGACCCACCAGUUAAACAGGUGGUGGUGACUAAUGGAAAACUCCUCCACCAAUCCGAUGGCACUUUACCCAACAUCGUCAAACAACUGGUGCAGAACGUCCAGCAGAGUCAGGAGGAGCGAGAGAGGCCACGGCCACAGUUCCCACCACGUUUUGGUUCCUCUGUGGACAACAUCUCAGAGUCUCUUACCAGAAGCAUCAUCAACAAAUUUGAGAAGAUCAGGACUUAUGAGGGACAACGGCUGCCCAUGUCACCAACAGCUGCGCUGAAGCACUUUCAGAGCCAGCUCACAGAGUUCGAGCAGGAGGAGAUUAUGGACUACACUGAGAUCUGGUAUCUGGGCUUAGACACCAAGAAGAUCCAGGGCUGCCAGGGAUCUGCACAGAAUUCAGGCUAUGAUGAUGAGCAUGGCAGCUACCUGAAGGUCCUUCACGACCAUAUCGCCUACCGCUAUGAAGUCCUGGAGGUGAUUGGGAAGGGAUCUUUUGGGCAGGUCCUUAAAUGUCUGGAUCAUAAGACCAAUGAGAUGGUGGCCAUCAAGAUCAUUCGCAACAAGAAAAGAUUCCACCAACAGGCUCUGGUCGAACUGAAGAUUUUGGACGCACUGCGGCGGAGAGACCGAGACAACUGCCACAAUGUCAUCCACAUGAAGGAGUAUUUUUAUUUCCGCAACCACCUCUGCAUCUCCUUCGAGCUCUUAGGCGCAAACCUGUAUGAACUGAUCAAAAAGAACAACUUCCAGGGCUUCAGUCUGGCUCUGAUCCGACGCUUCGCACAAUCUUUGCUCAAGUGCCUGCAGAUGCUGCGCAGAGAGAAGAUCAUCCACUGCGACCUCAAACCGGAGAACAUUUUGCUCUCCCAGCGAGGACAGGGAAAUAUCAAGGUGGUUGAUUUUGGAUCGAGCUGUUACGAGCAACAGAGAGUAUACACUUAUAUCCAAAGCCGUUUCUACCGCUCUCCGGAGGUGAUCCUGGGUCACCCGUACAGCAUGGCCAUCGACAUGUGGAGCCUAGGCUGCAUCCUGGCCGAGCUUUACACGGGAUACCCGCUUUUCCCCGGGGAGAGCGAAGUCGAGCAGAUCGCCUGCAUUAUGGAGGUGAUGGGUUUGCCUCCAAACGACUUUGUGCAGACUGCAUCUAGAAAAAGGUUAUUUUUUGAUUCAAAAGGAAAUCCACGAAAUGUCACGAACAGCAAGGGGAAAAAACGCAGACCCAACUCCAAGGAUCUUUCCAGUGUACUAAAGACCAGCGAUCCUCUGUUUUUAGACUUUAUCAGGCGCUGCCUCGAGUGGGACCCUGUGAAGCGCAUGACUCCGGAUGAGGGCAUGCAGCACGAGUGGAUCCAUGAGGGACGGCUUAACAAGCUCCGCCCUAAAACGCGACCAAUCAGGAAAUCUGGAGAAAGUGAUGCUAACGUUGAGCACAGCUUCCGCAGGACAAGCUCAAACAGGACUGCAGAUAAGUCGAGCUCAGAGGACAGACUGAGGAGAGAAAACUCAGCCAAAGGAGGGAAAAGAGAGACAGCAGAGCGCCUGAGACCGAUCGGCGCGUCUGCGGAGGAGGAAACCAAUGAGGGAGUCGGGAAGAACAGCAAAGACUGCCAAGACAGCAAGACAGACAGCAAUCCACAGGUCAGCUCAGAGAGGAAAUCAGACAGCGGUGAGCACUCUGUCGAAAUCGCCAUCCAACAUCAGUCUCAAUCGGCGUCAAGCACAGACUCAGAGGAUCCGGAGCCUCACACUCUACCAACCAUCAUUUAACUUCAGUGUUUUUUCCGAUCAUGCAGACGUUUGUUCAGUAAUAUAAAGAGCAGUGACACUGAGUCAGAAGGUGUAUCUUCAGAGCACAGAAAUACAUAUUAGAGACCUAGAUAGCUAACAGUAAGCGAAAUACAAACUUGUAUAGAUUUGUAUUUAUUUCCCCUGGGUUUUAAAUCAAAAGUAAUAGCGGCAUUUAUACAACAAACCUUCCCAGCUGAGCGAGAGUAAGAUUGUAAUGGAAAGAUCCAAAUAUGUCAAACUAAAUGAAAGCAAAAAAAAUCGAAAUAGAAGGUUACCGUUUGCCAGCAAGUUAACAAAAUUAGCUGUUUGAAAGCUAACAAUCAGAGCAAUAACUAGCUCGCUAAGUGACAGGAAAAGACAUUAAAAAAUAUACAAACCUGGUGAUAAUAAUAUUAGGGUAUUAUAAAUAAUGUAGUAAGAGUUAAAAAUGUAAUAAUAAGAAAAAGAAAAGUUUUUUCCACAGACUAAAAUAUAGCAUGCUAAGAAAUAGCGUUGAAUGGAAAGUACUGGUAAGAUUCAUUGUAGUGUUGCUUAAAGUCUCAAAGGGUAUUUGAGGUAAAUUAUGAUCCUCAUGGUUUUUAUACACUUUUAAACACAACAGUGAUUUUUUUUAAAUAUGACGUUACUGAAUCAGAGAGGGGGGACACGGUGGCUUAGUGGUUAGCAUGUUCGCCUCACACCUCCUGGGUUGGGGGUUCGAUUC
Tachysurus fulvidraco (yellow catfish) is the source of this 3139-nucleotide messenger RNA. RefSeq names its product dual-specificity tyrosine-(Y)-phosphorylation regulated kinase 4 (gene dyrk4). The record is from RefSeq and is a predicted model, not a curated record. Lineage: Eukaryota; Metazoa; Chordata; Actinopteri; Siluriformes; Bagridae. Gene Ontology annotation, biological process: peptidyl-serine phosphorylation; peptidyl-threonine phosphorylation. Gene Ontology annotation, cellular component: nucleus. Bases 505 to 2415 code for a protein of 636 amino acids. The transcript has 14 exons. Gene Ontology annotation, molecular function: ATP binding; protein serine/threonine/tyrosine kinase activity; protein serine/threonine kinase activity.